This is a messenger RNA of Orussus abietinus, 773 nucleotides long. Its product is annotated as enhancer of split mbeta protein. The record is from RefSeq and is a predicted model, not a curated record. Gene Ontology annotation, biological process: anterior/posterior pattern specification; regulation of neurogenesis; regulation of transcription by RNA polymerase II. Gene Ontology annotation, molecular function: protein dimerization activity; DNA-binding transcription factor activity, RNA polymerase II-specific; RNA polymerase II cis-regulatory region sequence-specific DNA binding. Bases 153 to 773 code for a protein of 206 amino acids. NCBI's taxonomy places the organism in Eukaryota, Metazoa, Arthropoda, Insecta, Hymenoptera, Orussidae. The transcript is spliced from 2 exons. Gene Ontology annotation, cellular component: nucleus.
GGGCGUACACGUCGUUCCUAGGUGCUCUCAGAACCGUGCACGACACGCGCCGUAAUUCGCCAGGAAUAACCGCAAUUACUGCAAUUAUCUCGGUGACCACGAGACUCGCUCGUCCAAGUGCAAUCGACACGUGGUGUGACCCCAGUGUGACCAUGCAGAUGCACGAGCAGAUCCUCGCCGACGGGCAGGAGCAGCCCAUCUCCAGGACCUAUCAGUACAGAAAGGUGAUGAAGCCGAUGCUGGAGCGCAAACGCCGGGCCCGGAUCAACCGGUGCCUGGACGAGCUGAAGGACCUGAUGGUGACGGCUCUGGCCGGCGACGGCGAGAACGUGGCCAAGCUGGAGAAGGCUGACAUCCUGGAGUUGACGGUGCGCCACCUGCACAAGCUCCAGCGGCAGCAGCGUCUCUCGGCGAACCCGGUGAUCGACGCCGACAGGUUCCGGGCGGGGUACACGCACUGCGCCAACGAGGUCAGCCGCUGUUUGGCGGCGACCCCGGGGGUCGACGUGGCCCUAGGCACCAAGCUGAUGACCCACCUGGGUCAUAAGCUCAACUCCAUGGACAAGACGGGUCCGUUGACCAUCCACGUGGCCAGCUCUCCGCAGGCCUCGCCGACCUCUGGGGCCAGCGACGUCGGCAGCGAGGACUACUCCAUGCCGCUGACCCCUGCGUCGAGCCAGCCAUCGCCGGUCAGGACGGACGUGGAGGCAGCCAGCCACCAGGGCCUCCUCCAGGUGGCCAAGUCGGCGGAGCCCGUCUGGAGACCCUGGUAG